Messenger RNA from Stylophora pistillata, 269 nucleotides. RefSeq lists its product as uncharacterized. The record is from RefSeq and is a predicted model, not a curated record. Gene Ontology annotation, molecular function: protein binding. Lineage: Eukaryota; Metazoa; Cnidaria; Anthozoa; Scleractinia; Pocilloporidae.
AUGGCCGACUUCGAUAAGCAGAAAAUCGCAACUGAGUUACGAAAAUUCAGGAAAAAGCUACGGCAAAUUGAAAAAUUAGAGGAACAAGAGCGAGAAUUAACGGAAGAAGAAUACCGUAAGCUUUGCACAAAAGAUGAAGUACGCUCCAAAGUGCAGCAGUUGGUAUCAAGGGAAGUUGAACUGAAUGCUGAAAUACAAAAAAUGGAAAAUCAACCAAAAGAAGAUGAACCAAACUUGUUCAUUCAACAAGAAAUCUAAGAUGAUGAAGU